CCGUAAUCGAUUUUCUUCUUAAGUCUGAAGGGUAUUGUUUACUUUGUUGGUGACGUGAGUUGGUGUUUAGUGAUUUUUACGUUUCAUCCUCAUGCAUAGUGUAAGUCCGGUAGUUUUGUCUUUGCUUGUGCAUGAAAGGGUGUCGCAGGUCUCUGCAGCUGGAUGAUGUCCGAGUAUCAUCGCAGUCCUGCUGCUGUGUGAUGAGCACUGCUUGGAGCGGUUCGGGGUAGCACGCAUUGAAUGUAGCAGAUGCGACACGGAAACCAUAGCAACAUCAGCGAGAGAAAAGCGAGUUAACUGGUGAUCACACCUUGAUACAGAGUGAGUUUUAAGCUGGGCUUCGGACUGCUAAGAUACACCAACAAAGGGUUAAAAAACGGCGACGAUUCAGGAUGAGCAUCGAAGUGUAGUUCUGCACCAACGAGUACCAAGCAGUGACAGGAAGCAGUAUCCUCUGGUGAAGAAGGGUUUGUCAGAUGGCUGAACCAGAGCUACUUCUGGACUCCAGCAUCAGGCUGUGGGUAGUUCUUCCAAUCGUUUUCAUCACAUUCUUUGUCGGUGUGAUUAGGCACUAUGUGUCCAUCUUGCUGCAGAGUGACAAAAAACUCACACUGGAACAGGUGUCUGACAGUCAAGUUCUUAUAAGAAGUCGAAUCCUUAGAGAAAAUGGAAAGUACAUUCCAAGACAGUCAUUUCUUAUGAGGAAAUAUUACCUUAAUAACCCUGAAGAUGGAUUUUUCAAGAAGACUAAAAGGAAGGUGGUUCCUCCAUCUCCAAUGACAGAUCCCAGUAUGCUGACCGACAUGAUGAAGGGAAAUGUAACAAAUGUUCUGCCCAUGAUUCUUAUAGGGGGUUGGAUUAACUGGACAUUUUCUGGAUUUGUUACAACUAAGGUUCCGUUCCCAUUGACACUCAGAUUUAAACCUAUGCUACAGCAGGGAAUUGAACUCCUUUCCUUGGAUGCCUCUUGGGUAAGCUCUGCGUCCUGGUAUUUUCUUAAUGUAUUUGGUCUUCGAAGCAUGUAUUCUCUGAUCCUUGGACAAGACAAUGGUGCUGACCAGACCCAAGUAAUGCAAGAACAGAUGACUGGGGCAGCCAUGGCAAUGCCUGCAGACACCAACAAAGCAUUUAAAGCGGAGUGGGAAGCAUUGGAGCUAACAGAUCAUCAGUGGGCAUUGGAAGAUGUCGAACAGGAUCUUAUGGCUCAAGACCUGAAUUUCGAUGGCAUGUUCAGCAAGGAACUUCAGACUUCCAUUUUCUGAGCUGCAGUCUUAACUGGAAUUUAAGCAACCUCUGCUUCUUGGUUGCUAAUAUAAUACACUUUAAAAUGGAUAAUAUUACCUUCUCUGUGCAGUAAAGUACACAGAAGGUAGCUGUUUGCAGUGAGACGGAGUAUGUUAUGAGAACAGCAGACAGCAGUGGCUUUGAGUUGCAUCAGAUCCAAGUUUACAGUGGCAUAGCAUUAUUCUGUUUUGCUUUUCAAAUAUUUAUGAAAUGUAAACACUGUUAUCUUGGUGAAUUAUGAACUAUUUGGUUUACAUAAAACCUCCAACAGUGGAUACAUAUUUUUAGAUGCCUUUAGUCAUUUACUUUUUAUUGUGGACCUGAUUUAUUAUCUUAAUUUUUUCUCCAUCUAUAAUAUAUAGCUGUAAUGGCACAUAACCACACCUCACAGCUGUGUUUUUGUGUGGUUCACAAUUUUUUUCUCUCAGUAUAAUUUUUUUCUAUGCGGGUCUUAUUUUAGUAAAGCAAAGUUAGCUUAACACCGACUGCAUAUGAUUAAGCAAAAUGACACGAGUAUGCCGUGUCAGUUACUGUAAAACUGCAUAUAACAGGAAAUGCCUAAAUAAUGUUGUAAAUGAAAGGCAGACUAGCAAGCUUUAUUUCAGUUUUAAAUUGAUCACCCCAAAUACAUCUGGUCUUUUUCUUUGUGAAAUAAUCAUGUCAUUACAUUUAACCAGUUGCAUAUGCAUGAUUUUAUUGCACGCAGGUUCUUGACACAGACUGUCACUUCUUUUCUGGACCCCACGCCCUACUUUGUAGUGGCUCUGACCAUCACCAUUCUUUGUUCCCCCAUUCAUUGUUUCUGUAUCAAACCUAAGCAGUUACAUUUGAUUUAUGUCAUGCAAAUGUCGGGGGGGGGGGCUCUCUGUCUAUCCUAGGCCACUCUGUUUCAGCAGGGGAGUUUUACUCUCCACAACUUCCUUCCUUCCUUUCUUCUUUCCUUCAGAGAUGCACACAUGCAGUGAAAUCAGUGCUUUUAUGAAGACACCUGUGUUUUUCUUGUCGCAUAAUAAUGCUGUGAGUGCAGGGUCCUCAGCCUUCACUAGGGAUCAUGAAUAUGGUAGCAGAACUAAUGCCCUUCCCUCAUAGUAGGGACAAGUCGUCAGCCUGUCUUCAUUAGACAGCUCUAUCAAAGAUCUGAGCACAUCCACAGCUUUGUUAGUGGUGUGAUCCAACAACUAACUUUCUGCCAGUGGACUGGCUUUUUAGUCCUUCAUUCGUCAGUGAUUUCUUAAGUCUGGUUUGUAAAAUAAGUAGUGGAAGAAGUGGACUGAUGUGUACAGGCUGUAUAAACCGCAGUAAUAAAAUAAUGUAUUAGAUGCCUCAAAGCUUAUACCGGAGAUGCAUGGGUACAAGUCUUUCUGACUCUAACUUUGCAGCAGGUUCUUAACCUCUGUAUGCCUUUGUCGCUCUUAUGCACAAGUGGUGGGACCUGCUGCAUCCUACAUGGUAACCAGAUGUUACCAAAGAGUAAAACGAUUAGUUUCUUAAAUGGAUUGUUUUUAUUAUUGCACUAAUAUACUGCUGUUACACAGCUGGAAGUACUGUCACUUCUUUGGGGGUUAAAAAUACCUUGUGUUGUCUCUUCACUCAUAAUUGCCUUUCAGCAUCUGGUACUUGCCUCCUGACGUAUGGCAUGAAUUUUAUUGCUUAACUACACAGCAGCAAAUUUAGUUUGCUUAAGAUUGCUUCAAAUGACAUAUCUUUUUUAAGUGUAGGUCUUUGAAAUGGCUUGGAAAGAGAUUACAUUUUACAAUACCUGAGGCAGUCUCAGUUCAACAGGUCUUUGCUUAACAAAACAUCCUGAAAUACAAGUCGGCAACAUCAUCAAACAUGAGCUGCCCAAUUAAUCACUGGUGGAAACAUGAAAUCUUGCAAGUACGUAUAAUAAACUGAAUAAAUGGAUUUGGAACUCAA
Molecule: messenger RNA, 3201 nt
Organism: Protopterus annectens (West African lungfish)
Lineage: Eukaryota; Metazoa; Chordata; Ceratodontiformes; Protopteridae
Gene: EMC3
Product: ER membrane protein complex subunit 3
Exons: 9
Coding region: 477-1262 (261 amino acids)
Biological process (GO): protein folding in endoplasmic reticulum
Cellular component (GO): EMC complex; membrane
Source: RefSeq, a predicted model, not a curated record